AUGAACGCAGCAGGAUGGCCUAUUGUUCUCUGCGACAAAGCUCGAAUCUUGGCGCGAUUCCCACGUCUUGUCGCGCGAGCUCACAGAUCCAACUAUGAUGGACGACAACUGUACAGCUCGGAUUGCCAGCUACCCUACAAGAACAAGAUCUCGGGAACGCAUCAAUACCGUGACCUUGGACGACUUGACGAUAUUGACAUAGCCAGCUUUCGUGAGCGUCAUUUCAAACCUGAAGUCCCCACGAUUCUACCUCGGCAUUAUUUUUGCGACCUGCCUGCGUCCGAACGAUGGUUCAAACCCUCUGUCUCCGAGACGAACAUAUCUCGUUUGAAUAUUGACUAUCUCACGGAACAUGGCGGUGAUGCGUAUGUGCCUUUGGAGCUUACACCAGGGACUGAGGACACGCAUGCGAGCAAAGAAGAUGGUACCGAGUUUCGGAAGUUUCAGGCCCCAUUGAGUCUCUUCCUACAAUGGAUCCGCGCGGCGGAAAAACAAUCACAAGAUAUGCGGCUAUAUCUAGCGCAGUGCCAACUACUCGACCUUCCUCCGACCCUGCGCGACGAUUUUCCUACUCCAGAGCUUGUAUUGCAGGCAGGCAAGGGAGACAUCUACGAUACGAACGUGUGGAUCGGACUCCCGCCUACAUACACCCCCCUCCAUCGUGACCCCAAUCCGAAUUUGUUUGUGCAGCUUGCAGGGUGCAAGAUCGUGCGGCUGCUGGCGCCGGAGGAUGGUUUGGCACUGUUUGGGACUGUGAGACGAUAUCUUGGGAAAAGCGGGACUCGCGAGGCAGCCUCGUUCCGCGGCGAGGAAAUGAUGCAAGGGCAAGAGAGAGAAAUCAUUGAGCAGUUGGUUUGGAAUGACGUUGACCCAAGCCAGCUUACUUCUGUGUCCGACAGUUGGGGCUAUGAAGCACGCUUGGAGGCUGGCGAUGGUCUUUUUAUACCGAAUGGCUGGUGGCAUAGCAUCAAAGGAGUCGGAAACGGGGUUACUGCAUCGGUCAAUUGGUGGUUUCGCUAG
Messenger RNA from Penicilliopsis zonata CBS 506.65, 1020 nucleotides. RefSeq lists its product as hypothetical. The record is from RefSeq and is a predicted model, not a curated record. Gene Ontology annotation, molecular function: 2-oxoglutarate-dependent dioxygenase activity. Bases 1 to 1020 code for a protein of 339 amino acids. The transcript has 2 exons. NCBI's taxonomy places the organism in Eukaryota, Fungi, Ascomycota, Eurotiomycetes, Eurotiales, Aspergillaceae.